AUGGGUCAAUUCGACUGGUUCCGCUCCAUCGGCGCCACGCCCGAGGCCGUCGCGGUCCUGAACGACCAGCCGAUCCUGUUCACGAUCCUGUUGAUCGUCCUCGUCGCCGUUAUCCUCCAGAUCGUCUUGCUAUGGUACAUCCACUUCGCUACGCUGAAGCCCGAACAAAAGAAGAAGAAGGAGCCCAAGAAGGGCGGCAAGGGCGGAAAGAAAUAG
Molecule: messenger RNA, 216 nt
Organism: Colletotrichum karsti
Lineage: Eukaryota; Fungi; Ascomycota; Sordariomycetes; Glomerellales; Glomerellaceae
Exons: 1
Coding region: 1-216 (71 amino acids)
Source: RefSeq, a predicted model, not a curated record